CGUUACAAGAGGAUAACGUUUAGGGCUAUAACGCCACUUUAGGCUAAAUGUUUUCAUUUAUUUUCGCAUGACAUCGUCCAUUUUGUUUGUAUAUUUAAGGCAUUUGUAUUGUUUGGUCUUAAAUGUUAAAAAAAUGGUUGAUACAAACUCACAUUGUGUUCAGCUGUCCACACCUGCAGCACUGUGGGCCUCCUCUCAUGCUCAAUGAGCUUAUUAAGAUCAUUUCUGCAUGUUGUUUGGGCUCCUGCAUGAUUAUGUGAAUCCUUUUGCACCGCUGCGACCACCACCACCACCACGUGAACGCGCACGUCUCUUAAUGGGAGUUACGUGCGCGCGUACACAGCCAGAGUCACAAAAGCAGCAGCUCCUCAGUGAAGUGGGCGCACAACUUCUGCACCGACAUCAACAAACGACCCCAGGAGCAACUCGAUGCAGAGCGGAGAGAAACGCGGAGCAGAUGUGUUUGGAGGAGAAGAAAGUUGAGUGAUGAUAUUUUAGUAACUUUAAAAAAAGAAAAGAGGAGAUCAAAUUAAGGAUUUUCUCACAUUGCAAUUUGGGAACUUUUGGCUCAACACGAUGGAUGGUGGGAAGAUGACGGUGACAUAACUUUGCAUCUCGGGAUCGCUGCGUUUUUCUAUCAAUAAAAAAGUAGUCUAAAUGAAGAGUCUGUAACCGGGACCGACGCUCGGUGGCCGGGAGCUGCAGCCCAGCGGACGCAGGGACCCGUGAACCGCAGCGGCUUGCCGGGAUGGUGCGCCUGCUGAACUGCCUGCUGCUGGGAUAUCUGACCUGGAAUCUGCGGAUAUCGGACGCGCAGGGGGAGUACUGCCACGGCUGGCUGGACGCUAAUGGGAAUUAUCACGAUGGCUUCCAGUGUCCGGAGGACUUUGACACCACGGACGCCACCGUGUGCUGCGGCUCCUGCUCGCUGCGCUACUGCUGCGCGGCCGCGGACGCACGGCUGGACCAGGGCAGCUGCACCAACGACAGGGAGGUGGACAACACCGAGUUUGCAGCGCGUAAGUUUU
Messenger RNA from Plectropomus leopardus (leopard coralgrouper), 1028 nucleotides. The record is from RefSeq and is a predicted model, not a curated record. Lineage: Eukaryota; Metazoa; Chordata; Actinopteri; Perciformes; Serranidae.